Molecule: messenger RNA, 837 nt
Organism: Drosophila serrata
Lineage: Eukaryota; Metazoa; Arthropoda; Insecta; Diptera; Drosophilidae
Gene: Osi16
Product: DUF1676 domain-containing protein Osi16
Cellular component (GO): membrane
Source: RefSeq, a predicted model, not a curated record
AUGUUGCUGAUCAAGACCCUGGAAUAUCUAUUUUAUUUGGCACUAUUUGCUUUCAUGUGCAAAUAUGCCCAGGCAGCAAGUGUUGUCCAGUCAACGGAGGCAACUCCCGCUCCCACGGAAACCUUGAGGAAACCUCAAAAGUCAGAAACCCUGCUCAAUGGCUGCGAAACAUCUUCGUUUAGCUGGAUGUGCCUCAAGAUUGAGUUUGUCAAGAUCAUGGAAAAGCUGGCUGAACAAGAGGAACUCAAUGUUUUACCCGGCGUUAGUGUGGUGAAGGAUGAGAAUGCCACCGAGCUUAAAACAUCGGAAUUAAUGGCGGAAGUUGCACGAAGCUAUCCCAGUGAUCCCAGUACUCGCCUGAAUGGUUAUAUUGUGGCCAAGUUGGAAAAUCUUCUAAAGACACGCUUUUUGAGAUUUCGCCUGCUGGAUGACAAAUCCCUGGCAGAAGGCCGAAAACACAAAUUUGGCAAGAAAGGUGGCCUUGAGGCCCUGGUGGCAGCCGGAGUAAUGAUGAAGGGCAUGCUCAUGGCCAUGGGAUUCGGAGCUAUUGCUUUGAUGGCCGGCAAGGCUCUUAUGACAGCUCUAAUGGCCUUGACCCUUUCGGGAGUUCUUGGUCUCAAGAGUUUAGCCGGCGGCGGCGGAAAAUCAACCACCUAUGAGAUCGUGGCCAAACCCAUUUACACUUCCAGUCACUCGCAUUCGGUGACCCACGAGGAUGGAGGCCACGGACAUAGUCCACAUUUUGCCGCCGGCGGAGGUGGUGGCACUGCCAGUGGCUUUGGCUAUGGCGGAUAUGCUCGGUCCAUGAAAGUAGAGACAUCGACUAACCAAAUCUAA